Molecule: messenger RNA, 1219 nt
Organism: Gambusia affinis (western mosquitofish)
Lineage: Eukaryota; Metazoa; Chordata; Actinopteri; Cyprinodontiformes; Poeciliidae
Gene: irgq2
Product: immunity-related GTPase family, q2
Exons: 1
Coding region: 1-1140 (379 amino acids)
Cellular component (GO): membrane
Molecular function (GO): GTP binding
Source: RefSeq, a predicted model, not a curated record
AUGGCGGAUGUCUUCAAAGGUCUAAACCUGAUUGAAACUCUCAAAGAGUCAAUGGAGAACAACAAGUUAUCUGAUGUAAAGGAGGCCAUGGAAGAUCUUCUCAUCAGUAGGAUAAACCUAGCUGUUGUGGGGGACCGUGGAGAAGAAAAGUUCUCCUUCAUGAACUCCCUUCGUGGCCUUGGGCCUGAAGAUGACGGUUCAGCCCCUUCUCAAUCUCCUGUUGAACCAGAGGAAAUAGAUGGCUACCCACAUCCGAAACACCCUGACUUCCGACUUUGGGACCUACCACCUGUCCCAGCCACAUCCCCAUUUGAACCAGAGGGAUACAUAAACAGAUAUAAGUUCCUUCGUUAUAAUGCUGUUUUUAUGACAUUCACACAAAUAAUACAACCCAACAGUGUGGAUGUCUUUUUGAAGGCUCUUUCUCUGCAGCAACAAACAGUGUACUUUCUUCUCUUAACUUCGGUAAAAGACACAGACAAGAGCCUGGAAGAAAAGAGGAAAGCCAGUCUAGAAGUACUGAAAUCACAGGGUGUGAAACAACCUAAAGUUUUCCUGGUUAAACCUUCCAAUCUUGAGAAGUUUGACUUUCCUGACCUCCUGGCAUGCAUGGCCACAGACCUUCCUGAGAUCCGAGCUCAUGCCCUUCUGCUGGCUUUACCGACAUUCACAUUAAGAAUGGUCACCAAGAAAAAGGAGGCAUUUAAAGCACUCAUAUGGGCAGCUGCCUCCCUAUCCGGCGGGAUGUCAGCCAUUCCUGUUCCCCUUGUGGCAUCCAUGGUGGACUCAAGCAUUGCUGUGCGGAUUUUGACAAAAGCCCAGUUAUCUCUGUGCGUGGAUGAUGAAUCGGUCGAGCGACUGGCUCGACAGCGGCACCUGGAGCCAGCAAGAUUUAAAGAGCUGAGAACUUGUGUGUUGUCAGUGGAGGUCACUAAGGUGGAAGUUAAAAAAAGGCUUGCAGCAGCUGAGAAGGACUUGGCUACAGUUUCAUCAAAGUUAGUGGAAAUGGCAUUGCCUAGACAUGCUCGUUCAGCCAGUCGCUCCUUCACUGCGAUGUUGCAAGCGUUGAAUGGUGCUAUUGAUGAAAUGGCUGCUGAUGCUGAGAAGAUAGUGGCAGCUGCUUUGGGAGAGGGGAAAUAAAAGUAAACACCUGUGUAUGUCCAUUCUUGUUUCUACGCAAUGUAAUAUCACUUUUAUGUUAAAGGCUUUUAUUUAUGGA